CGACUGAUGACGCCUGAGCCCGCGCUCGCCGUUUCAUCGACAGGGGAAGGGAGUUAAGGAAGUAGUUGGGGGUCCUGGUGUGGGGAGUCUGGGCGCAGCCAGACGGAGCUACAUCGGGCAGCCAGGUAAUAAUUUCAAGAUGCCAGGGCGUUCCACUUCAAGUUCAGGUUCAACUGGUUUUAUAUCCUUCAGUGGUGUAGAAUCUGCACUCUCCUCCUUGAAAAACUUCCAGUCCUGCAUCAGCUCUGGAAUGGACACAGCUUAUAGUGUUGCUUUGGGUCUUGUGGAAACUCAGACUGAAGUGAGUAGUGAAUACAGUAUGGAUAAGGCAAUGGUUGAAUUUGCAAUGAUGGAUCGGGAACUAAACCAUUAUUUAAAGGCUGUUCAAUCUACAAUAAACCAUGUAAAAGAGCGUCCAGAAAAAAUACCCGAUCUAAAAUUAUUAGUGGAGAAGAAGUUUUUGGCUUUACAGAAUAAGAAUUCUGACGCAGACUUUCAAAAUAAUGAGAAAUUUGCACAAUUUAAACAACAGCUGAAAGAACUAAAGAAGCAAUAUAAAUAUCCAGGCAUGGGACUGCUGGCUCCUAUGGAACUUCCAGACUGUUUUCCAAAGCGACUACGCCAUUUUACACUCCCACCAGCAAUGUGUGAGGGUUCCAAUCGCUUCACAUCCUCGCUGACACUUGUUAUUAUCUGUCUCUUUGAUUGUAGCCAUCCUAGUGGUUGCGAAUUGGUAUCUCAUUGUUUUGAUGUGUGUUUCCCUGAUGGAUUAAUAUUGUAAUAUUUAUUUUACCAACCUAAGACAAAAGCUUCAAUCUUAUGCUUUCUUAUGCACAUAACGGAAACUGCCUUACAUUACUGGCUUGACUUUCUAAAACAAAACCAUUGUUCUAUGCAAGAUGAAUGUCAUUUAUGGGGUUUGAGUUACACCUGGAAGAAUACAACGUGAAAUGACAUGGAAUUCAGAUUAUGAACUCAUAUGGGAAAUUUGUUUUGCAGGAUGAAUUCAUUCACAGUGUUUUGAGACCUUUAUCUAAGCUACUCAAGUACUCUUAUGUGACAUUUGCUGGAUAAUCUAGACAGCGCUUUGGUUAAAUCCACAGUGUGAUGUCAUCCAGUAAACGCUUGAAAGUGGAGAUGCAUGUCUCCUCUGGUUUUAUCAGUCUAGAUUAGCAGUGUGGUUCACAGCACAGUGAACUUUUCUCCUCUGUGAUCCAUCAGUCUGUCUCUCAUUGUGGGCCAAUAAUCUGUCACCUGAAGCUACUUAAAAUAGGUUGGACUUUCUUGAAUGUCAUGUUGCUGUGAUGACAUUGGGGUUUGGCUGCAGAAGAGGGGAAGCACUGUUUUAUGACUUUUGGUUGCUUCCAUAUCCCUUGUUUCCAGUAAAAGCACUGUGAUUUUUA
This is a messenger RNA of Lagenorhynchus albirostris (white-beaked dolphin), 1403 nucleotides long. RefSeq names its product NSE2 (MMS21) homolog, SMC5-SMC6 complex SUMO ligase (gene NSMCE2). Gene Ontology annotation, cellular component: nucleus; Smc5-Smc6 complex. Gene Ontology annotation, biological process: protein ubiquitination; double-strand break repair via homologous recombination; protein sumoylation. The transcript is spliced from 6 exons. Lineage: Eukaryota; Metazoa; Chordata; Mammalia; Artiodactyla; Delphinidae. The record is from RefSeq and is a predicted model, not a curated record. Bases 140 to 781 code for a protein of 213 amino acids. Gene Ontology annotation, molecular function: zinc ion binding; SUMO ligase activity; ubiquitin-protein transferase activity.